This is a messenger RNA of Sitodiplosis mosellana (orange wheat blossom midge), 6545 nucleotides long. RefSeq names its product ETS-like protein pointed (gene pnt). The record is from RefSeq and is a predicted model, not a curated record. Lineage: Eukaryota; Metazoa; Arthropoda; Insecta; Diptera; Cecidomyiidae. Gene Ontology annotation, molecular function: sequence-specific DNA binding; DNA-binding transcription factor activity, RNA polymerase II-specific. Gene Ontology annotation, cellular component: nucleus. The transcript has 11 exons. Gene Ontology annotation, biological process: regulation of transcription by RNA polymerase II; cell differentiation. Bases 1668 to 3662 code for a protein of 664 amino acids.
AUUCGAGUUUUGAGUGCCAACCUACGUGCCUCGUAUUAUGUUUUUAUUUAUCCUUUGUUUCGUUUUUACUUCAAAAAUAUAGUGUUUAAGUGGUUCCAAGAAAGGAGACACAAGAAAUAGAUACACAUGUUGGGCAUAAAGUUUUUCGAAAGUUUCAUUUCAAUGUAGUAGAGAAGGAGCUUCGCAGCGAUCUCAAGUGUUUCCCAGUGCAGAAAGAAGACGAACGAGAGAGAAGAAUUGAGCAAAAAAUAAAAUAAUACAACACAUGAACUGGUAAAAACAAUUGUUUUUUAGAACAUAAAACAGCAAGUAAAUGCACAUCGAGAGUGAAAUGGACAACGGUUUGUUUGUUAAAAGUCAUUGAAAGAGGGAGAGAGAGAGAGAGAGAGAGCAAGUCAAAGAACAUACAAAAAAAGUCAUUGAGUGUGCGCGUAGUCCUUAAACGAGCGUUUGACAAAUAAUUUAGUGUGACGGGCUCAAUUCAUAAUUGCAUCUCACAGUUUGAACAGAAUUUUUUUUACGAAAAACGAUCACAUACAGAAAAUAAAGUGAAAACAAAAAACAGCAACAGCAGAAAGUUAUACAGGGCGCGCGCGAUUGUGGUCAGUUAUAAAGUGUUCUAUUUGCGUUUAUUUGCUUUUGCUUAUGCAGCUUAAUUAUAAAUCAAAUACUUGCAAUUAAACGUCGGCCUGUCUGCUGAAGUGUGUAUAUGUUUGUGUAUGUUAUGUGAUAUGGAUUCGAAAGACGUUGUCGUCGUCGACGAACGUUUGGUUUAUAGACAUGCGAUAGCAGCAUAAAAGGAAUUUGCAUUUUCAUUUUGAAUUUAAAUGUUUCUCACAAUUUUGUGUGUACGGUUCUAUUCUAUAUCGUGUGUGCCUGUGCUAAACGGAAAAAAAUAAACAGAAAAUUGAAAAGAACUCGAAUGAAAUGUGCGUUUUGCUCUUUAAAACUCGUGCCUUAAACUUGUGAUAUUUUAUUAUUGUAUAUUUUUGUUUACGAAAAAGCAAAUUGCAUUCGUUGUUUUCGAUAAAAACCGUGUGACAUAAACUAUUUGUAACAAAUUGAAUGAUAAUCAUUUACACACAAUUAAGAAACGAGCUGAUCUCGCCAUUUUUUGUCCUCUUCACAACUUGCUUCUGUGUGUCUUUGAAUCGUUGUCAGUCUUCCCCCAAAUACAUUUAACAUUUUAUUUUCGAAAUAUAUUUAAAUUUUGAUAAAAAAAAGAAGAAGAAGAAGAAGAAGAAGAAGAAAAGAAACAGACAAACAUUACCAAAUCAACAUCGUGAAUUCUUGCAAUACAAUACAAUUAUUUAUAUAUUUUGAGUGUGCUGUUUUAAAAUGAGCCAAAUCGGUAUGAAUCUGUAUUGGUGAUCUCAUGUGAUUUUAUUUUUCUUAUAAAACGACCCAUACGUUUGUGAAACACAACAAUUUUAUUUACAUUUACGAAGACAACAAGCAAAUCGUGCAAAACCAUUCGACUAUUCGAUUUGCUGCUUCUGCUCGUUUUGCUGAGACACAAUUUUUUUUUAUGUUGAUCAAAAUAAGCGGUGUAAAGAAGUACAUACACUCACACAUAUCAACGGAACAUCAUUUAUAUUUUUCGGGAUAACCAGAGGGAAUCUCGAAAAACGAAUGCAAUUUCAAUAUUGAAUUGUUGUUUACUCGAAAUGGAAUUCGAAAUUUAUGAGUCAGAAUUAGCAGACUACUCACUGCAAGACUCGCCAUUCUACGAGGCUAACACCCCAAUUAUUUUCGGUUUAACGUCAGCACAAAGUAUUUUCGCAUCAAAUAAUACCGCAUCCAUGGUGGACGCAUUAAAUCUAUCAUCAAAAAAAUCCUCGAUAAUGAUGUCAGCCAAAUGUCAAUCGCACAAACUGGCAUACGAGCGCACAACGAAUGGUAACGCUAUUGGCAAACGCAUCGAUGGACAUUCAAAUCAUAUCAACGAUGCACCUGAUACACCGUUGAAAAAGCGCGGCGAAACGGCCGAACGAUUCUAUUCAUCAAAACAUACAGAUCUCGACAUAAACGCCACCGAAACCAAUAUUCAAGCGAAGAAAAAGCGAAAAGUCUCAUUCUUAACAACGAAUUAUGUGCAGCAUUUCGACGGUGGCGCUCCGAUACAAAUCAAAGAAGAACCAGAUGAUUGUGGCAUUCGAAGUAUUCAAAAGGUCCCAUCACUUUCUGAUCUCUCGGAUCCGGAGAACUCCUUGGAUAUGCCCGUUGGUAUGCCCCCAUUGACGCCUGGUACAAAUAAAAAAUUGGCCGAAGUAUUGAAAGCAUCGUUUGCAUCUUGGGAAAAAGAAGCACAAAAUCGCAAUAUUACUAAAGAUCCCCGUCAUUGGAGCGAGGAGCACGUCGUUUGUUGGUUGAGCUGGGCUACAAAAGAAUUCUCACUGGAGUGUGUGAAUAUUGAAGCAUUUUCAAAAAUGCGCGGUCGUGAUAUGGUUGCCUUAGGCCGAGAUGGAUUUUUAGCAAAAGCUCCACCAUUCACCGGUGAUAUUUUAUGGGAACAUCUAGAAAUUCUGCAAAAAGAUUGUGAAAAAUCAUUGGAAAAUGUACCGACAAACGUCUAUGAAUCGGUAUGUGGGUCUGAGAUAUCCGAUUUUUUGGGAAAUCAACGAACAACACCAAAUUCACAGAGCUACACAAAUAACAAACCGUUUUCAUCGAUAACAAACGGAUUUAAUGCACCUCAUGAUCGCAAUGAAAACUCCUCACCAUCAUCAGCAGCAAUGCUGGCACACCCGCAACAACAUCAGCCAGUUAGUCAAAAUUCAAUGUCAUAUAAUGUUCAAGUAAACUCAGCACACAAGAACAUCUCGAGUUCAUCAACGUCCACUGGAGCAUAUAGUAUACAAAAUAUGAAAGAAGAACCGAAUACAGGUGCAAACAACUAUUCCAGCGCUGUGAAUGGAAACGGUCCAGAUGAUAUGGCAAGUUUCGGUUUGUUUACUCAUCCCGGUCCAUAUGAGGAGCCUGAAUAUCAUUCACUGUCACAAGAUGCACAGAAUCAACCACCGUAUUUAGAAAAUAGCCCAGAAUUUUAUGCUGGUAUGCUUGAACAGAAAUACAAUCAACCAUAUCAUAAAAACCCAUUCAAUUCACGAGGACGUUUUCAUGAUAACUAUCCCGAUUAUUCAACCUACGAUUCACCAGCGUUCCAAACCGUACCCAGUAGCACAACGUCAUCGGAUCAUUGGAACGUACAACAUUCUCACAAUGGGGAUUUUCAGCAUCCGGUUUACAUGACAACGAUGGGAAUCGAUAAGACGAUUCUCGGUGGUUAUCCAACAGCUGGUGGUAUUCAAUGCUUUAACGGCACCGGCCCAAUUCAAUUGUGGCAGUUUUUAUUGGAGCUUCUGAUGGAUAAAACUUGCCAAAAUUUCAUUUCAUGGACCGGCGAAGGCUGGGAAUUCAAACUCACCGAUCCAGAUGAAGUUGCACGACGAUGGGGCGUACGAAAAAAUAAGCCAAAAAUGAAUUAUGAAAAAUUAAGUCGCGGUUUGCGAUACUAUUACGAUAAAAAUAUUAUUCAUAAGACCGCUGGAAAACGAUACGUGUACCGAUUCGUAUGUGAUUUACAAAAUUUAAUUGGGUGUUCGCCCGAAGAACUGUGCGCCAAAUUAGACGUGAAAACUGAGAAAAGGGACGACGAAUGAAUAUACGUAGCAUAGACUUUUCACGGAAAUCCUCAAUCCAGAUUUAUACAACAGAUGAAUAAUUAAACACAACAACAACAACAAAUCCAUUUCAAAUAUUUUCAUUUAUAGAUUUAAAAUCCAUUUUUUUUUGCUUCUGGUAUCUUUUGCUUUAGAACAAAUUGCAACAGACAUUAAAUAAGUUGCAAACAACUGCUCACAAACUAUCGAUAGUUAAUAUUGAAUUAAAGAAAACAAAAAAAAAGGCAACAGAAACAAAAUGAAGAAGAAGAAGAUGGAACAUAUUUUUAAAGCCAAAAAGCACAAAAGCGUUGUGAAACCAAAAGGAAGAUGGCUGAAGUUAGCUCUAUUAAAGUUAUAGAUAUCAAUUCUAUUAAAAAGAAAAAAAAAAAUUAAACACGGAUCAAAGUGUGUGUGUAUGUGUGUGUGUGAGAGAGAAAAAGAAGUGGAGAAUGAAAAAUUUCAAUAUUUACAUGUAGUAAACUUGAUGUAUCGUCAAUUUAUAUUUUAUUAAAAUUUAAAAAAGAAGAGUAAAAAAUCAACAAAGAAAAAAAUGGAUUUUGUAAUGUUUUUAACGUAUGUAAUGUCUGUAAUAUUAAUUAACAACAAUGGACAACAAUGACAAAAGAGAAAACAAAGAAAAAAAAAUGAGCAAAAAAAAAUAUCAACCGAAAAAUAAAUACUUCAAUACUAGAAGAUUAGCCUUUUUAAAAGCGAAAAGAUAAAUAUAAAUUUCGAAUGAAUUAUUAGUUAAAAAAAACCGAGUACAUUUUUAUAAAGUUUCUUUUAAAAUGAAAUCGAUUAGCACGUAAGAAGACUAUGAAAAUACAACAAAAAACAAAAAAAGCAAUGUAUUGAACAAAAAAAAAACUAAAUUGAACGAUAUGCAAAAUUAUUUCAAUGAAAGUCAAUGCGCAGUGUUCGAUUCACACAUUUUAUGUUUGUUUUUUUUUUUUUUAUUCAAAUCCGAUGAUUCCUUAAUUUGAGGUCUUCAAGCAAUAAUAAACGACUUUUCGUUACGACACAAAAAUAAUCCAAACUCUCGCACAUUCAUUUUUUUGUUUCUUCUUCUUCUUAAGUUUGCAUUAGGGUGCAUUUUCUCCUCUCUGUUUUCUUCAAAUUUCAUACAACACAAUUGUUUAUUUAACGAAUGACACAAGACUAUGCAUCGAACACGAUGAUUUGAUUUGUUUUUUCUCCGUUCACUUCGUCUUGUUGCCGUUAUUUUUUUCUUCUCGCGAACAUGUGAUAUCAAUCGCCAUGGGAAUUGAGAGUUUUUCAUAAACUAAAAUGGAAAUCGGAACCGAUGAUGAUUCAUUUGUUUUCAGGAUAUGCAUGUUUAUCAUACGCAAAUUCCCCAGUUGCCGUUGCGAAUUCGAACUCAAAACACUACUUGACCGACUCGUGAACAAAUCUAUAAUCUCAAACAGAGGAAUGAAAGAAAAAACAGAGAACAUUGCAAAUAUGGUGCCUUUUUUUUAUCAGUGAUACUACAUUCGUUAAUGUAUUUAACCGAUAAGUUGGGCAUACAUUAUUGCUUCAAACUGUCUGACUCAUUCUCGUCUCACAUUAUCUGCUUUUUGUUUCUUCCAACAACUCGGAAUAAUUUUGUGUUCUGCUUUUGAAUCUGGAGAAAGCGAGAAUAUUGGCAGAACCGUCACAAUAGUGAAGAGCUUUCAAAUUUUCAGCCAUCAUAUUUUAAAUUACAUUUUCAAUAAAUUUAAAUAAUUUUUUUAAAAUUAAAUCACCAUUUAAAUCAAUUUUCUGCUGGCGUUUGCUGUUUCGUAGAAAUCACAAACGAAAAUCACUGAACUAUUGUCGAUGUAUAUGAAUACGAAUAGAAUGAACAACAAAUCUGCUGUCUGUCACACUCACAUAGCAAUUAUAAACUGUGAUCCCAUUCCGAUUUUCGAAUUUUCUUUGCAUUGGACAGAGAAGAUUUUGCGAAUGAACAAAACGAAAAUAUUUCAUCAAAACAAAAAUUACGUCUUAGAAAGAACAAGUGAAAUAAUUUCGAAUGAAAAAUUAAAAAAAAAACGCAAAGCUGAUCGAAGCCGUUUUUUUUUUUCAAUUCCAAUGAAUGAAUAUCACCAAUAAAAUUCCAAGUCGCCAUAGAUUGUGCUGAAUUUCAUAAUUGUGUUUAAUAAUAUAUGCUAAGUGAAGAGUUUUGAUUUCUUUUUAAAAAUAGAAUAAUGCAAAUAAUGAUAACAGCUCGGGUUAAUCAGAAAACAAAAGAAAAAUCCCAUUCUCGAACAUUAAGUGUGUUCGUUUUUGGGCUCUUUUUUUACAAAAAAAACCGAACGAAAAUUUGUUUAUUAGUGCUAUUUGUGAUUUUUGUGUUUCAACAAAUUAUGACAUCCUUUCAUAAGAAUUUCAUCAUGUAAAUUAAAUGGUUCAAAAGUUGAAAAAACCAACCGCAUGCAACAAGAAAUCGAUAUGAAAUCAAAAAAAGUUUAUCAUAUUGGUACCUGAUCCUCAGCUUUGUUGAAAAAUAGCGAUGCCAUGCAUGGAAUAUAUGACACAAACAAAACUGAUCCAAUACAAUUGAUCCGUAAACUUUUAAUCCGUGCGUUGCAUAUUUAUAGGCGAUUGACGUUGCCGGUCUGAAGAUGUUAAUGCUCUUUUCAUUGUUUGUUUAUUUUGAUUUUUUUUACUACCCAGUAACGUGUUGUAUACCAUCGAAAAAGAAAGAAAAUGUCACAGAGAAACAAAAAAAAAAAAACAAUUCAUCAACACACAUAGGCACACAAUAAGUGAGGAACAGACUACUGUCAUUUGUAUCCUAUAUAUAUUUUCCUCCUUUCUUUCUGUUUCGCGCGUACUACUGCAGUAUAUUCGAAAAGAAGAGAGAAAAUAUUCAGAAUCGAUGUUACUAAGAAAUAA